AUGGGUGCUCUCAGAAGAAGCGUUGGUCUGAUCGAUUCAAAGGGUUGCUCCAAAUUGUUUCCUGUAUCACAGUCUCCUCCUCCUUCUCUUCCUAUGUCUCAGCCCAACGGACCCUUCUCUUCCCUUGUCAUUUGCGUCACUGGUUUGUCCAAAGAAGCAAGGACACAAGUAAAGGAAGCGACAGUGAGACUGGGAGGCGAGUACAGUCCCCACCUUCACCUGCAAUGCACCCAUUUGGUUGUCCACAGCUCAUGUGGGCGUAAGUUUGAGCACACUUUGAAACAUGGUGCGAGAAAUGGUCUCUUUGUUGUUACACUUGGUUGGUUUGUUGAUAGCGUCAAGAGAAACCUCAGGAUGAGCGAAUCACUUUAUAAAGUCAAACAACUUGGACAAAAUAGUGAAGAGCUGACAUGUGUUUUUGAUCUCGAACCUGUUUGUCGUCCUCGUACAAUCCAGCAAGCUGUGCAUUCUGGCAAAUCAACGAAGCCCCCUCACCAAGUAUCUUCUUCUGGAACAGAGAGUGAAGACAUGACUCUUUCCCACCAUUCCAUCUUUGUCGAUUCAGACAUUUCUGAUGAGCUCCGACUUAAGGUGUUGAAGGUUGCUGGAGAUCAAGGAGCAAAGGUCAUAGAUUCAUGGUUUAUUGGUUGCAAUGCAAGUCUUGUAGUGUGUGAAGGUGGUGCUUCUGUCCAGAAAUAUCUUGGCCAUGUCAACACCAUUGUCUCUCCACUAUGGGUAUUGAAAACAGUGGAGAGGCAACGACAAAGACUUGUUCACAUGUCACCUGAUUUAGCCAGACAGUUAGGAUUAAUAAUGCUUGAAAAUCUUGAAGAUGUCACUGAAAAGGAGGUACUUAAUAUUACCGAGGAAGGCAAUUCUCAAGACGUUGUUCCUAAAAUCAGAAGCAAAUCAAAACAAGUGAGGAAAGAGACUGUAAAUUUAGCUAAAACUGGGGUUAGGAGACGACGUGCUCGCCAUAUGCAGACUUGUCAAAACCCAAUAAGACGCAUAACACAGAACAACCUGCUGGAGAAUAUUUGCUGGACAAUAUCUGAAGCAGCUGCAACUGCCACUGUUUUCACUGAUUCUUCUUGCACUAGCAGCAGCGGUUACAUCACUGAACCACCUCAGUCUUCUGUUGCAGAGGAAGGGAAAGAUCCAGUAGCUUCUUUUUCAAACUCGACCAGAGCACUCACCGAGAGCGAGAAGACAGAAGUGAUAUUUAAAGACAGCUUCCUUAUAAUUCUAUAUCCAGCUGAUCGGUUCUCUGAGAUGGGGCCUUCUUCACGGACUUAUUUCAGUGAUAACGGUUUCACUUGCCUCCAAAUCUUAGACUAUAUUCACACAUUUUAUCAGGAGAACUUGCCGGAUAAUGAGAUAGAGCUCGCCAUUCACACUGAUUCAAGGCAUGCCGACCGUCUCAGAACAGCUUAUUGCAACAAAGAGGAAUCAGAUGAUGGAUACAUGGUUUUCACAAGAUUAGAGUUACUAGGAAGCAGGAAAAGUUUUGAAAUGCUUAAGCGUGUGAAUGGAGAGAACAACAGUAAUGUUUAUGAGCUCAUGAUUAGAGCUUGAAACUAGACAAAAUGUCUUUGAAUCAUGUAUCCAAUACUUGAUUGAAUCUAACAGAUUUACAAAA
Molecule: messenger RNA, 1639 nt
Organism: Brassica rapa (field mustard)
Lineage: Eukaryota; Viridiplantae; Streptophyta; Magnoliopsida; Brassicales; Brassicaceae
Source: RefSeq, a predicted model, not a curated record